Molecule: messenger RNA, 1733 nt
Organism: Durio zibethinus
Lineage: Eukaryota; Viridiplantae; Streptophyta; Magnoliopsida; Malvales; Malvaceae
Product: ABSCISIC ACID-INSENSITIVE 5-like protein 2
Biological process (GO): positive regulation of DNA-templated transcription
Cellular component (GO): nucleus
Molecular function (GO): DNA-binding transcription factor activity
Source: RefSeq, a predicted model, not a curated record
ACACAACGCUCCGAUUCUCCGAUUACUGAAAUCUAUAGGGACCCGUUUAAAAACCCGCUCGUGCCUUCACAAUCGCAUUUAAAAUUCAAUAAUACGUGGAGUUUUCACGUAACAACAGCUUAGCAGAGAACAAAAGUUUUUUUUUUUCGAAUCCAAGAUCAGAAUUUCCAGUUUGUCUUGAUAGGGUUUUGAGGGUGAGAGUUGUUGUGAAUGGGGAUUCAAACAAUGGGAUCCCAAAGCAAUGGGCAGCAGUCCCUUUUACAGCCGUCUACGUUGGUGAGACAGAAUUCAUGGUAUAGUCUUACUCUUAAUGAAGUUGAGAACCAACUUGGGAACUUGGAGAAGCCCCUAGGUAGCAUGAACUUUGAUGAGCUUCUUAAUAAUGUAUGGAGUACAGAAUCAAACCAGUUCUUGGGGAUGGAUACUGAAAGAUCCUCAUCAUCUUCUCUCCAACGUCAGGCUAGCCUAACCUUGUCUAGAGCUCUUAGUGGGAAGACGGUUGAUCAAGUGUGGAAGGAGAUACAACAAGGGCAGAAGAAGAGGUACGGUGAGGAGAUGAAGGAUCACGGAAGAGAAUCAACACUUGGUGAAACCACAUUGGAGGAUUUUUUGGUACAAGCUGGCCUUUUUGUUGCUGAAACAUCUUUAGCUCCUACUAUGGAAUUAGAUAGUACCCUGCAAAGUUUUUCACAGCAGAUCGGAUUGUCACCUACCCCAUUGAUUGGCACAUUAUCAGACAGACCAAUGACAGGGCGGAAAAGGGAUAGCGAAGAUGCACUCGAGAAGAGUAUUGAUAGGAGGUUAAGGAGAAAGAUCAAGAACAGGGAAUCUGCUGCACGUUCACGAGCCAGAAAGCAGGCUUACCAUAAUGAGCUGGUGAGCAAGGUUUCACGAUUGGAACAGGAUAAUCUAAAGCUCAAGAAAGAGAAGGAAUUUGAGAAAAAGUUUCAGUGUGAAACAUCUGAACCUAAAUAUCAGCUUAGAAGAACAAGUUCUGCCUCUUUCUAACACAUGUCUUCCGCUGUUAAGAGUUUUGUAGUUGCUGAGAAUGUUAGGCCAUCCCCUUGGCUUGUUGAUGGAGCUGCUCUGAGAAUUCAUCCUAGGGUUUUCUGUAUUGUACAUUUAUGAUCAUAUGUGUUGGUGUUCAACAGCUUCCAAAAACCGCCAUGUUUCUAAGUUAGGCUCUGUUUAUUUGGCUGAAAGACAACUGAAUUGGUGCUGAUUAGCUUAGUUUCUCCCUUUAAGUUAAAAGGAAAAAGGGGGUUAAAUUAUAAAAGUAGAAAGAUUUGAAGUUGUGCACUAGAAGAUUGUGUCUAACAAUAAAAAGGAAGUUCUGCAAACGUUUCAAGGUUAUAUUUCGCAUGGAAUACAAUACGUGCAGGUUUUUCAUUCUCAAGCUCCACAGAAAGGGUGUAAAUGAACAUUUGACAAACAAUUCAUUAACAUAUUUGAAUUUUGCUUAUGUUUGUUUAUUAAGUUUAUCGAUCAGUAAGGUACAAAUGUUCAAAAUUCAUGCAUGUUGAGUUCAAAAAAAGAGGGUUCUCACUGUAACUUUUUUUUUCAAUGAAAUAACUGAAAUAAAGAUGAAUUCAUUGCAUUACAAGUUCAUGUUAUUUAAGUUAUAAUGUUAAGUUUCAUUUGACAUGCUACAAGCAAUAAUUAGACCUCCAUUCCAAAGCUCGGGGUUAUCAUUUUACAUUUUUACAAUCUUAAUAAAGGUAAAAAAAAAAAAA